AUUAUACCCGAAUUAGAUCCAAAAUGAGGUUAAAAAAUACGUACCAGCAACGAACGAAGCUUGGUUGAGGAAUCAUAAAGUGAAUCUAAGCAAUAUACGAGAGAAUUAUCAUAGAGAACGUUUGUUAGAAAGGUAAAAGAUCAAAAUUGAUCAAUCUAGGCAACACAUUGGACUCUGAAAUGUAGAUCUACUGCUACCACACAGACAUGGAGAAAUUCCACUGACAAGUGUUGAACAGAUUAAACAUGCAUACAAAUAUGACGCUUAUAUUUCCGAAGCCAAACGGAUCCUAUUCGCCAACCAUAGUAUCAUAUCAUAUGUAUAUAUGGACUUGAUAGUUGAUAUGCUACUAUGUUUCGCUUAUCUGGUCGAAAUGAAACAAGAGGCUGAUAUUGAGAUAAAACCUUCUUGGAUGUAUAAAUGGCGGGCAUAUGAUUUAUGGAUAAUUUGUGUAAUAUUGAGCUUCUGGAAUCUAGGCUCUUUUAUAAUACGCAUUUUUUUGACCGGAAGACCAUUCUAUGUUUUACGAAGUUUCAGAUCAUUUAUCGAGCUAUUUACAACUUACCCCUUCAUACUAUCUCUAUUUAUCAGGCAUGGAAGGUUUCUAUAUGUGCCUUAUUUUCUUAGAAGUUGGGUAUUAUUAUUGAGGAUCAAAAGCGUCCUUAAGAUCAAAACGAAUCUUUUAAUGACAGAUAAGCCAGUUGAUCCCCUAAAGUCUAAGUUAGUCCAUUUGAUCGGAACAUUGGUUGCACUACUUUACAAUGGAAUGUCAGCUUUCCAAUAUUGUGAAAGGACCUUUGGAAACAUUGUAUAUUCCAUUUUAGAUUCUUUGUACGUAGUAAUGGUUACGUUGUCAACAGUUGGAUAUGGCGAUAUCACACCACACACUGAAGGAAGUAGGGUUGUAAUGAUGAUGCUUAUUGUCAUAUCCUUGGCUGUAUUACCCACAUUAUUGGCUGAUGUGUUGAACACGUUCCGAAAAAGAAAUGAUUGGGGCGGUUAUGUAUCAGUAUCGUCUAUGCCCUUCAUUUUGAUUGUAGGAUCUUUUCGCCCUGAACAAGUCACUGAAAUUUUAGAUGGAUUUUUGAAUGUAGAAAACACGCAGCCACAUUUAAAUGUAGUGUUUCUUGACAUAAAUCGGCCGAACGAAGAGUUGAAAUUCUUAGAACGCAAUUCGAUGUGGGGGCAUAGAAUACAAUUUAUUCAUGGAACAGUCCUGGACGAGCAAACUUUGAAAAGAGUGCGAGCUAGAUCAGCAACGGCUAUUUUCACAUUAUCAGACCAACAUGCUCUCGACCCGCAAAAAGAGGAUGAAAGGAAUACAGUUCGUCUCUGGGCUCUAUACUGCUAUACGGUUAGUCAUAAUAUUGAUAUUUACACUUACAAUUUAUCACCAUCUACAGCUAUCUAUCAAAAAAUGGCGAAAGAAAUCAUCUGUGUACGAGAGUUUAAGCAAUAUUUGUUAGCCAUGAAUUGUCGUUGUCGAGGUGCUUCCACUUUGUUAACUAACUUACUGCACCAGCGACGCCCUAUGGAUCACUAUGAUGAAUCCUGGCAAGCACAGUAUGACGAUGGGUCUUGUAACGAAAUAUACAUGGACAAACCACCAGAUGCACUUGUCAAUUUGCCUUUUAAUGAAGCCGCUUGGAUUGUGUACUCAGAAUGUCAAGUUAUACUCUUCGGUAUCAAAAUGCAAGUAUUUGGUUGUGAGCAUCGUGAGAUACUUUUGAAUCCGGAAGACAAAUAUACUAUAAGGGAGGCUGAUUUAUGCAUCUAUAUGUGUGAGAGUUCUAAAGAAGUCAAAGAUGUGAAUAGUUUGUCGCAUACUUACGUGAGGGAUAAGUUGGAAAAGAUGAGAGUACGCCGGCAGAGUGGCCAUUUGCGGAGACGUUUAUCUGAAAUCUCACAUCCUGGUCAUUCAAGCUCUUCCUCUUUCCGAAACGAACUUUAUAUGACCAAAAAUGAAUCACAUACAUUAGAAAGCGCGUCUGCUGGAUUGAGCACGUACAUCAGCAGUCAACAACAACUUCAGCAGGCAGAAACCAAAACCUCCUCAUCUCAUCACCCUUCGCCCACUUUAAGUGCAGAAAGUCUUCAUCAUACAAAAUCGGUUGAUUCUGCGCGUUCAACAUCAAAAAAUAGUAUCAAUACUCGACUGCAGCACGAUUUUGAAUUAUCAAAGCUGCCUACGUCACGUAUGGCUUUACUCAGUGGUAGCCGAGAGUUAAUUAGUAGGCUUGGAAGAUUACAUAUGAAUCCUGAUCAAGAUUUAGACACGCUUCCUGUUUGCUAUCUAUUAAAAAGGCCAGCCACUUUACGAGAACUAACAAUUGAGUCUACAGAAAGUAUGAAUGGGCAUAUUCUCGUUUGCAUGCAUCAUAAAGUAUCCAACAUUUUCAAAUUCAUUUACAAUUUACGAACCCCACAGUUGAAUCCAAACAAUUUGCAAGACAUUGUAUUUCUUUGUACUUCUUUACCAAACAACAAGACUUUUGAGUUGAUAUCACGAUUUCCAAAAGUCUAUUUCAUGGCUGGUAAUUGCCAAAAUCCUGAAGAUCUAAUCAAAGCAGGUGUUAUGCGAGCAAAACAAGUGGUAGUUAUGAGCGAAAGAGAAUGUCUGGAUCAAUACCAACGGACUUCCGAUAGUCCCGCUAUUAUGACAAGCCAUCUACUGGACUUAAUACUGCAAGAAAAGAAACCAAAUGACGUCUCACGUAUCGUCAAUCUAGUGGAAAAAUCCAACAUUCGUUUCAUGCAUCUACUUCAAGGUAAAGAUGUAGCAGAAGAAGUGGAUGUGUUUUAUACGCCUGCUUAUGCGGCCGGCAAUGUCGUGGUUGACAGCUUAUUGAGCAAUGUGCUUUUGAGUCAAACUUACUACAAACCAGGUAUUGUGUCUGUUAUCAAAGCGCUUAGUGGUAUGCCUGAGCCACUAUAUGAUCAAGAUACGGCAGCACAUCAUCAUCAGCAAUCAUACCAACAAGCCAGUGGGCUGAAUAGCAGCGCUAGUAGACUAGGUUCAUUUAAACAAAACUCUAAACACCUGAUGUUAUUAUCACUACCGCAUUGCUUCAUCAAUAAGAGCUUCUCAUACUUAUUCGAGGAGCUAAUUAUGGACCAUGAUGUUCUUCCCUUAGGAAUUCUCAGAGCACCUGAUGAACAAAUGGGGAAUGAACUACCCUUUGUGUACACAAACCCCGUCCCUUCUCUAAUUAUGAAAAAGACAGACAAGGUCUAUGUAUUAGCUUCCGCGGGGUGGAGCUUCUAUUCAUAAGCAGAAUAGUUGAAGGUACUAUGUUACUAUAAAAACUGUAAUAAUAAAUUGUAUAUAGAUAAAUGAAUUACUAAGCGAAUAACACAUCAUUAUCUGAAAGAAUAGAAUAUAAAAUUACAACGUUAUGUUUCUUCUUUGAUGUAUAAAUUGUAGUUUUUUUUAUACACAGUCAUCAUGUCUUAAUAA
Mycotypha africana is the source of this 3457-nucleotide messenger RNA. RefSeq lists its product as uncharacterized. Gene Ontology annotation, molecular function: intracellular sodium-activated potassium channel activity. Gene Ontology annotation, cellular component: membrane. The coding region runs from base 326 to 3271 and encodes 981 amino acids. The transcript is spliced from 21 exons. NCBI's taxonomy places the organism in Eukaryota, Fungi, Mucoromycota, Mucoromycetes, Mucorales, Mycotyphaceae. The record is from RefSeq and is a predicted model, not a curated record. Gene Ontology annotation, biological process: potassium ion transport.